Messenger RNA from Chrysoperla carnea, 1600 nucleotides. RefSeq names its product E3 ubiquitin-protein ligase RNF13 (gene gzl). Gene Ontology annotation, cellular component: cytoplasm; nucleoplasm. The coding region runs from base 79 to 1443 and encodes 454 amino acids. Lineage: Eukaryota; Metazoa; Arthropoda; Insecta; Neuroptera; Chrysopidae. The record is from RefSeq and is a predicted model, not a curated record. The transcript has 6 exons.
UGAAAAAUUAAUUUUAUUAAAAAUACUCAAUUUUCUUCUUGCUAUAAUAUCAAGUACAACAAAAAAGAAAUAAGCAAGAUGUUUAAUCGUGAAAAUUUUAUUAUAUUGACAGUGGUGACCUUAGCGUAUGCUGAUAUUUUUGUAAUUCAACAACGACCAAAGCAUGAAGUUAUAUCAGAAUUUCGUGACAUGCCAGCUAGGUUUGGAAAUUCGAUCCCGUUUGAAGGUUUUAAGGGUCGAGUGGUUAUUGCAAAUCCUGUGAAUGCCUGUGUUCCAAUAGAACCACCUCCAACAGAACCAGAACCAGAAUAUUAUGAGUGGAAUAUAUUUGCAUUGGUUCAACGAUAUGAUUGUUCAUUUGAACUGAAAGUAAGAAAUGCGCAAUUAAUGGGCUAUGAUGGUGUAAUUAUUUAUAAUGUUAAUUCAAGUGAUCUAGAAAUAAUGUCAGCCAAAGACCCAACGGGCAUAAUGAUACCAUCAGUAUUCAUUGGUGAAGAAGAUGCAAUGAUAUUAAAAGAUUGUGCACGUUCCGAUUUUAAUGAGACUUCAUAUUAUGUAGUUAUUACAAGUGAUAUACCAUUUAAUAUUAGCACACAUUUGUUGGUACCAUUUGCAAUUAUUGUUGGAUUAUGUUUUCUAGUUAUGUUAAUAUUUAUGAUUAUAAAAUGUAUAAAAGACCGCCGAAGACAACGUAGGUACCGAUUACCAAAAUCUUCAUUAAAUAAAAUACCAACAUGUAAAUUUGUAAAGGGUGCACCAUACGAUACGUGUGUUAUAUGUUUAGAUGAUUUUGUUGAAGGUGAUAAACUACGUGUAUUGCCUUGUGCUCAUGCAUAUCAUUACAAAUGCAUUGAUCCAUGGUUAACAAAAAAUCGUCGUGUGUGUCCUAUAUGUAAACGUAAAGUAUUUGCACACGAUGAACGCCCGGGACCAGAUUCAGAGAGUGAUAGUGAAGUGGAUGAUACAGUGCCAUUAUUAUAUCCAACAAAUUCACAAACAAAUCGUAAUGGUGGUACGUUUGUUGUACAACGUGAGAAUCCAUUUCAACGUGCACGUCGCACGUUCUUAGAACGUCAACAACAACAACAAACAGUUCCCGUUGCAACUCGACCACAAUCACAAUCAUCGUCUGAAACCGAUUAUAAUCGACAAUCCGAUGAUAAUAUAUCCGAAAAUAGUAUUCUAAAUCAAUCAACUUCACAGAGUUCAUCUUCAGAUGCUGCUGAUGUUGAACAUAGAGAACAGCGUUCAUCAUUUAAAGCUUUAUUUAACCGUAUUCAUGAAUUAUUCUCAUCGUCUAAUUCAGCUACAAGUACAAGUAAUGAUAAUAAUCAGUUCGCAACAUCUUCAGCUCAUAAUUCAAUUAAUAACGAUAAUAUUAGCGAGCAUGAUGCCGAUAACGAUAACUCACCAACAACAUAUGCAACUAUAGUUGAAAUUUAAAUGUUUUUUAUUAUUUCAUUCCCAAUUUUUAUGUUAUAUUAUUUUAAAAAAUAAUAACAAUAACAAAAAUGAUUGGGUUCAAAUUUUAACAAUGGUGUAACGAGCGUUUUAUCUUUUAGAUUUUUUUUUUGGUUCAUUGAAUCUGUUAAUUAAUUUA